ACUUGACCCAUGACACGAAAAUGACACCACAUUGGCCAGGUCCAAACGAGCAAUCGUAUAUCGAUCGAUCGAGAGAGAGAGAGAGAGAGAGAGAGAGAGAGAGGCAAACGCAACCAGUGUGCGAUCUCCGAAUCCGGCUCCUAGAUUUGAUAUCUCUGCAGAAUCGACUAAAGUCGUCUCAUGCCAUCAAAGGAUUGCUUCGAUCCGAGUAAGUAGCCCUGAUCGCAUUCGGAAAAUCAAAUUUAUGUCGGCUUCCAUCAUCCUCCGCAGGAAUCGUAGUAAUUGCGCAAAACCCUCUCCUGAUCCGCAAACACUCUAAUUGCCAGACGGGGUGAUCCGUUGGGUGAUUGAAUUCUUCAAAAAAACCUCAUCUUACUAUUAUGCUCUUUUUCUUGAUGAUUAAUGGAGGGAGUAUCCGAGUGGGGCGCCUCUCCAAAUCCUUCCGAUGAAUUUUCUCCCCGGCCGGAUCGCUGCUCCGACGCUGAUUUUGGUGAUUCUUCGCUGGCUUCGUCCAAUUUUUCCUCUUGUGACGGAUCGGAGUUUGAGCGGUACUGUAGCGCGAAUUCUGUGUUGGGGAGUGCGAGCAUCUGCAGUUCGAUCGGGAAUUACAGUGGGAUUGGAGAGGAAUUUCUUUCGGAGGGUUGCAACUCGAAAAGGAAGUUCCUGAGAAGUCGUUGGAAUGGAUGCGAAUGUUUGUCAGAUGGAGGUGCUGAUACUCCUAGGGCUAAUGGUUGUUAUGAGAAUGCCUUGGCCAGAAUGAGUAAAAACUCUAGAUUGCUUCACGGAUCCACAGAGAGCUCCUCAUUAUGCUAUGGCACAUGUGGAGAAGAUAAUACUGAAAAUUUACGGUUACCAUGCUUUGCCAAGGGCAAAGAGCCAUCUGCAUUUUCUUCGGUUAAUUGUUCGUCUGAGGGAACUGAUGGUGAUGGGUAUUCAGAGAAACAAGAAGACGAGUGUGGUUUGAAUGAAAAUUUAUGGAACAUACAAAAUGAAGCUCAUUUGAAUCUUGAAGUUGGGACUGUAAUAAAUCCUGAAGCAAAUGAAGAUGCAUUUUGUAUAUCAAAGCUUUCAGAAAUUGAUGAUUCAAUGCUAGAUUAUGGAACUGAUAAUGAAGGUAGUAUUCAAUUUUGUGAAAGGAGCUUUAAACUUGUUGAGAAAACUAAGCACGAGGAUGAGAAUCCACUUUUUAUAAGUUCUUCCGUGGCUUUUGGUUCCAAUGAUUGGGACGAGUUUGUGCAAGACACAGAAGGAGGAGGUCUGGCUUCACUCUCAUUGCUCCUGGAACAAUCUUCUCAGCAUCAAGAUAAGCAUAUUGCAAGAGAAUUUGAGGAAAAGGUGGAAGAUAGAGCCGUAGCUAGUUUUGAAGUUGAGAAUCUAAGUGUUAAGGAUGUGGAAGAUGGUGAUUUUGUAUCAGCAAUCAAUCAUGAGGCACAAGCUAUCGAUAUACAGACCGGGGUUAGUGGUGGUAGAUAUAGUACACUAAACAGACAUGAAGCGGAUGCUGUUGAUCCAGCUACAAAAAAUUCAGAAUUUGCUAUUGCUCUUGGUUUGCAAAAUACUCUAUCUGAAGGCAAUGAAGUGAAAUGCUAUUUAAAUACUCCAUGUGAUACCGCUGCAAGGAAAAUUCAUUUAUCACUUGGCGGGGACAAUGGUGUCCAAGGCGUACAUGAAGCUUCUGAAAAAAAUUUUAUAGGUGAAUCAGAUGAUAUGCUAAUGCAGUAUCAUUACGGAUUUAAUGGUGCAGGAGGAGAAAUUAAUAGAGCUGAACUUGGUAAUAAUAGUAGCGCACUGGCUAUGAGCAAUAUUGGUGAUGGUUCCAUCAUACAAAAGGUUCAGGGGAAUGAUCCAAGCUAUCCUCGUUUAGCUGAAGCAAACAAAGAGAGUGAGGCACAGGCCAAGAAACUUGUUACAAAUGAUUCUUAUGAUGAAAUGGUUCUUGAAAUGGAGGAAAUUUUACUUGACUCCGGGAAUUGUCAUGGAUCCAUGUACCUGCAAACUAGUCAAGGUUAUAUGAGCCAGCAGCUGAGUCAUUUUGGGGAUGACAGUUCAAUUGCUUCCACUUCUGCCACGGAUGACAUUCAUCCACCUGUUCAAGUCACUUCAAAAAUUGAUCGAGUGGAGGUAGUUGGGGCAAAACAAAAGAAAGGAGAUGUUUCUUUUGGGGAGAGGUUGGUUGGUGUGCGGGAGUAUACAGUAUAUCAAAUUAAAGUUUUGAGUGCUACAGAUGAAUGGAUGGUUGAACGUCGCUACCGUGAUUUCUUUGCUCUUUAUCGACAAUUGAAGACUCUUUUUACUGGUCAUGGUCUGAAUCUUCCUUCCGCAUGGGCCAGUGUUGAUCAGGAGUCGAGAAAAAUCUUUGGUAAUGCUUCUCCAAAUGUUGUCUUGGAGAGAAGCAUACUUAUUGAAGAUUGUCUGCGUUCCAUAUUAAACACUAGAUUUCCUUUUGGAAUUCCUAGCCCAUUGAUCAUGUUUUUGACUCCAGGAAAAGCAAUGUUCAAAUCUGGCCUGCUACAAUCUCUUGUUCCUCAAUAUCUGCAGAAGUUUGCUGAAGUUGAAAAUUCAGAUCGUGGUGAGGCACGUCCAGAAGAUACUGCACUGUUGGGGAAGACCAUAUCGCUUGUAGUUGAGAUAAAGCCUCACAAGUCUAUGAGGCAAUUGCUGGAAAUACAACACUAUACAUGUGCAGGUUGUCACAGACACCUUGAUGCCGGGAAGACCCUCUUUCGAGAACUUGUACAGACAUUUGGAUGGAACAGGCCCCGGUUUUGUGGAUAUACUGGGCAGCUAUUUUGUGCUUCAUGCCAUACAAAUGACACCAGUGUUUUGCUAGCAAGAGUAUUGCAUCACUGGGAUUUUACCUCAUAUCCAGUAUCUCAGUUGGCUAAAGCAUAUCUCGAAUCCAUCUAUGAUCAGCCUAUGCUCUGUGUGAGUGCUGUCAAUCCCUUUCUAUUUUCCAAAGUCCCAGCUUUGCUUCACGUCAUGGGUUUCAGAAAGAAAAUAGGUGCUAUGCUUCCGUAUGUCAACUGUCCAUUCAGGAGUUCUAUUCAAAAAAGCCUUGGAUUUCGUAGGUAUCUGCUUGAAAGCAAUGACUUCUUUGCCCUUCGAGACCUUGUAGAUCUAUCAAAGGGGCCAUUUGCAGCGCUUCCUAUAAUGGUGGAGAACAUUUCAAAUCUUAUCCUUGAGCACAUCACACAACAAUGCCUUGUUUGCUAUGAUUCUGGUGUUCCUUGUGCUGCCCGACAAGCAUGUCAUGAUCCUUCUUCUUUGAUAUUUCCUUUUCAGGAAGCAGAAGCUGAGAAGUGCACUUCAUGUGGAUCUCUCUUUCACAAGGCAUGCUACGUAGAUCUUCUUGGAUGCCCAUGUAGUAAUCACGCUAAUAUAAGCAAAAGGUUUGGCCCCUCAGAACCAAGUAUGAUGGGAUCCCACACAGAACCUGUUGGAUUUCUUGAGAGGUCUAUUCAGCCCCUCGUUUCAAAUUCAGCAACAGGAUUUUUCACAAAUAUUCUCACCAAAGUCAAAUCAGACAAGAUAUGGAAACCUAAAAACAGCAGCCCGGUUUUACUCAUGGGUGCAUUACCAAGUUCUUCUUUGUAAUUAUUGUUUACCAUCAUGGCAACAUUUGCAGGAACAUAAUUUGGAGGGGGCUGAACAAUCCCACCACUGUACGCCUCAUAUUAGCAGACUCAAACUCCAUUCACAAUACUGGCCAAAUGCAUCAAUUGGAUUUCUGAUUUAACCAACCCUGCAUCGUGAAGCUUUGUGGAAAAGUCAGGCCUCUUUUAGUAAGGUAUGCUUUGUGCAAGGGAUGUACUACUUUUUUCAUUUUAAGGCUAUGCAUUGGUAUUAGACUUUAGAGCCUUUGGCAUUUAAAAGUAGGUCGGAUUUACAUGCACACCACGAAAUUCAUAUGUAUUUAUAUAUUUUACAUCUAAAUGUUUAUAUUUACUUAUUUACUACUUUAAUGUCUAAAUUAAAUCGAAGCAUAUGUAUGAAAGUGUAUGUUUUAUUUUAAAUAAGUUAAUGUGAUUUAGAGAAUUGGGUGUUAUAUAAGUAAAUAUAAAUAUUUAAGUAUUAGUUUUUUAAAUAUAUAAGAAUUUUAUGGUAUGUAUGUAAAUCCCCUUAAAAGUAAAUGGUAAGGAUAUUUAUGAAUGGUAUUGGUUUUGUACUUA
Messenger RNA from Dendrobium catenatum, 4169 nucleotides. RefSeq lists its product as uncharacterized. The record is from RefSeq and is a predicted model, not a curated record. Gene Ontology annotation, molecular function: phosphatidylinositol binding. Bases 403 to 3594 code for a protein of 1063 amino acids. NCBI's taxonomy places the organism in Eukaryota, Viridiplantae, Streptophyta, Magnoliopsida, Asparagales, Orchidaceae. The transcript is spliced from 6 exons.